Molecule: messenger RNA, 1971 nt
Organism: Acanthosepion pharaonis
Lineage: Eukaryota; Metazoa; Mollusca; Cephalopoda; Sepiida; Sepiidae
Source: the annotation of a GenBank genome assembly
AUGGCCGAACAUGGGCUUGUUGAAACCGUCACAGCUGCUGGUGCUACAACCACUAUUUUCUCUGAUAAUGUAACAAGUAGUAAUAGUAAAAAUAGUACAGUGCUUUCAAAAGUCAAAAUAGUCAAUAGUAGUACGGACAUUGAAGUAGGUCAGUUUGCUGAUGCUGACCAAAUGAAAGCGGACAACGAAAGUAAUGUUGACGACAUUAAUGCGCAAAACAAAACCGAUAAAAUAUCUCAGCAGCAAUCCGAAAAUGGUGAAAUCGUUGAUUCCACGAACAGGAUAACUGUGACAGUGAAUGAUGGAAGCGUACCGCCGAAUCUGAAUACCUAUGAUCAGCUAUCAUCCUCAUCACCAUCAUCCGCAUCCUCAUCUCCGGUCGAAACUCCGGCUCCCCCUUCACUUCACCCAGCCUCUCUACAGUUGGAAAAUCAUCAACCGUCUUUAGAAAUAGAAUCUCAGAAAGCUUCUCAGCCCGACCCCCAAUUACCGGUGUCGGUCAACCUUGUCGGACCCGCCCCCGUUCUCCGUGUGGAACAAUUGCGUGAGGAGGACGGCGGCGGGGGAUCGUCCACGGUGAUAAUGAACUACACCAGUGAGGAGGAAGGGUUGAGUCACCCUGAGCUGUCUGAUGAUGCCGACGAAAGGGAUAAAUUACCAGAAUUCGUCGAACCUGACAAGGAACUACAAGAUAAAAUCAUCAAGCAGGUGGAAUUUUAUUUCUCUGAUGCCAACAUACUGAAAGAUGCCUUCCUACUGAAACACGUUCGUCGCAACAAACAGGGCUAUGUAAGUUUGAAGCUGAUCACCUCUUUCCGUAAAGUGAAGUCCCUCUCUAAAGACUAUCGUGUGGUGGCCUUCAGUUUGCGGAGUGCCUCCAGCAAACUGGAAGUAAACGAUGAGGGUACCAAAGUCCGUCGCGUCGAUCCAUUACCUGAGUAUGAUGAGACCACACCUUCUCGCAGUGUAGUUGUCGUCAAUCUUCCAAUUGAAAACCCAGCCAUCGAAAGUGUUGCUGAACUGUUUUCCAAGUGUGGGACCAUAACUUUGAUUCGAAUUCUGAGACCCAAGGGUUCUAUUCCGCCCGAUGUUAAAAAAUAUUCGUCCAAGCACCCAGAGAUCGGCACCACGUUAUGUGCCGUUGUCGAGUUUGAAACUUAUGAAGCUGCCAAGUUGGCUUGCUCUACUAUGAACAACACUGACGACUGGCGGAAAGGUAUGAGGGUUGUCCCAUUGUCAGCUAAAAAGAAAGAAAAAGAAAAGAAAAAAUCUAAUUCUAAUAACAGCAAUAACAACGGAAAUGGUGAUAAAGACAAUCGAUUGGAAAUUGACAGGAGGAAGAAGAAGGGUGGUCGAAAGAAGAAACGUAUUGAUGAACUUUCUCGUGAAAACGAAUCAUCAUGCUACAGUAGUGGCUCUGAAGCAGACACUCCUCAGUCGUCUCUUGCCCCAAUGUCCUCUCUUGAUCCCAACAAACUUAGUCCAGCCACCACUCCCAAAUCAAGCCCCAGGUCCAGCCCUUUGAGCAGCCCGAGGACACCACGUCGGAAAUGGAUUACGAAGAAGUCCCCCCUUGCUGAAACUGACAACAACAGUCCGCGGAUUAGUCCUCGCGUUAGCCCACAGAUCAGUCCGGAGUCUAUCCGAAAAAGAUAUGAGAACUCUGAUACUCCGGCUAGUCCUUGGGUCCAGCGCCGAUUAAAGGCCGCCCAGCAACAACAAGCUAAUAAUAGCAUUCCAUUGAACGAUGAUAAAAAUAAUUCUGGUCGUAGUCCCCGGGGUAGUCCUCUGAUGCUCCGAAGGGUCCGCAUGCUUGAUAUGGGGAUGGUAAUUAAAAAAGUCAUUUUUUUCUUUCUUCUUUUUUUUUUUUUUUCUCUCUCUCUCUCUCUCUCUCUCCAUUUCACUUCUCCAUUAUUUGGGACAAAAAAACUGAACAUUUUAAAUAAAAGAAAGACUUAUCCAAUUCUGUGA